Molecule: messenger RNA, 318 nt
Organism: Caenorhabditis briggsae
Lineage: Eukaryota; Metazoa; Nematoda; Chromadorea; Rhabditida; Rhabditidae
Exons: 3
Coding region: 1-318 (105 amino acids)
Source: RefSeq, a predicted model, not a curated record
AUGUCUUCGAAAUCUUCAAUUCUCUUCUUCACAACACUUCUUCUUCUCGUCGCAGUUUGUACAGCCAAUUUGGCAACUGGAAGAGCAUCACUCCGCCCAUCAGCCGGCAAACGAAGUGUUCUUGUCGGAAGAACACCUGCUCAUUACUAUCAGUUGGCAGCAGCAGCAGCGGUGAAGAGAUAUGAGAAUGAACUCACAUGCUCCAUGCACACAAUGUCUAUUCUGGAUGCUCGUCUACAACAACUUCAAGAGGAAAUCGAUGAAAUUGUUGAAGUCAUGGAGGCGUGUCACACAAUUCGAGCUGUUAAUUCUCUUUAA